This is a messenger RNA of Chara braunii, 2903 nucleotides long. The record is from the annotation of a GenBank genome assembly. NCBI's taxonomy places the organism in Eukaryota, Viridiplantae, Streptophyta, Charophyceae, Charales, Characeae.
GCAAAGAUGAAGGAAGUGGAGGAGGAGAUGAAGAAGAAAGAGAAGGCUGCUGAAGAAGAAGCGGCGGCAGAAGAGGAAAAAUAAAGGAUGAGGAUUGAAAGCAGGGAAGGGAGCAGUGGCACGAAGAAGGACAUCGACGCUGAGAUUGAGAAAAAGAUCAGCGAGUGGGUUGCUAACUUAUCGUUGGGGGAAGAUGAAGCAGCGGAGUCAUAUGAAACUGAAGAUGAGAAGGCUGCGCUGGCCGCUGAGUUGGCAACCAUGACAGACCCUAUGGAACGAAGAAAGAGGGAAGACGAGCAAAAGUUGCAAUGGAAGUUGAGGAUGAAGAGGGAGAAGAGGAGGAGGAGAGAAGAGGUGAACAAGAUGACCGCAGCAGUGGCAAAAGUGCAAGAGUGUAGAGCGGAGGUAUUGGCCCAGCCAGAUGAUAAGGCCAAAUGGGACAAAGUACUGGGCUACCUAGAAGUAGAGUUUGCGCGCGAGAUCGUCACCCACAUUGGGGGCGAAGUAAAACAGUUGAGGGACAACGUAGGGAAGUACUGUGAAGGCGCCAUUGAGGGUGCCAAAGCUAUAGCUGCUGCAGAGGGCGAGGGUAGACCCCGUAAAGAGCCUGUAAAGCUCAAGUUCCCAGACGCGUACGGGGGAAAGAAGGAGGAGAACUUUGACAACUGGGAGGCCAGUGUCAACAGCUAUAUUUACUUGCAACAUAUCCUAACAGAGGAGCAAGUCCUUGUGGCCUUUCAGGCCCUCAAAGACGAAGCGGCUAAUUUCGCUCGAUCUCUUGCGCGUACGGCCGGUUGUGAAAACAACCUGGUGGCUUACUCUAAAGUCACUCCUCUUUCCCAAUUCCUCAAGCUCCUUAAAGAGCGGUUUGUUGACCCAACACGAGGCAUUAGAGCCUCUGAUAAGCUUCAAACGAUCCACUCCCGGCAGUGGAGGAGUGCUAAGGCACUCAAGGGUACUAUGGACGACUUGGUAGCCGUCCCGGACCACGGGGUCACUGAGCCCCAACUGGUCCAGCUGUUUUAUCGUGCCAUUCCGGAGGCCCUACGCUGGCAUUUCUUUGACAAAUCUCAGCAGGCCGGCAUGACUUACGAUGUAUUGAGUCGAGAAGUCGUCCUGAAUGAGUCGAAGUCUAUGCCAGUUACCACUUUUUGGCACAAGGACCUAGAGAAAGGGAAGAAGUGGAAAGAUCGUACCAUCUCGGGCCAAGUCAAGGCCAAGGAUCACUUGAUCCUGACAUUAGAGGAGGGUGGUACAGAAGAGGUCCCAUAUGAUCAGAUUGAGUGGGGCCUAGGGGAGGAGUACAGUUGUGUAGGGCAGGGGAGGUCUUACGCUGCUGUCGCGGCCGGAGGGAGGCCGCAAGGUAAAGGAGGAGGCCAGGGCCAAAGGGGCCAGGCCAUGGGAGGCCGAGGACCGAGCGCGCAGGGGGUUGGCGGACAAGGAAACCGCCAAGCGGGAGGUAGGGGUCAAGGUCCCCCGUUAAAUCGCCAAGGUGUGGCAGAAGAAUUAAAGGAGAGGAUGCCAGCCUGGGCCAAAAUGAAGAAGGAGAGUAGAGGACAGCUGAUUUUAGUAGAUGUAGAGGUGUUUAGGAGUAGGGUAGGGGCACUUAUAGACUCAGGGGCUACCCGUAGUUAUAUCAGUCGUAGGGCGCUGAAGAAGCUGAGGCUAGGACUAAAGGUCCAGAAGUUAAUAGACCCUAUAGUCAGUGUUCUCGCAGACAACCGCACGAUGCGCGUUGAGGACUAUGUAGAGGGAGUCCAGGCGUACUUUCGCUUAGAGAAGGAUGGGAAGGUGGAGAAAGUUUUCCAUUCCCUGACUCUCCUCGUACAAGAUGACCUUCCUUUCGAUGUAGUGUUAGGAAUGGAUUGGGGAGAGGCAGCAGGGGCCACACUCCAUCUGAGAGAGCAUGAGUGUAGGCUCCCUAGUCCGUCAGGCGAAGUGAAGACUGCUCGCCUGUUCCAUGCGUCCGGUGUAGAUAACACCUUGGCACAUUGGUGUCUGAGUGCUCCCGAGUUCGCGCGAUUAGUAAGAAAGGAGCAGUUAGAGGAACAGGUCUUUGUGGUGUAUGUUAAACCUGUCACUGAGGGCCAGGAAAAGGAUAGUUCCACAGAUCCAACAAUUGCCAAGCUGGUGGAAGAGUUCAAAGAUUUGACUGAGUCGCCGACAGGAGUAGUGUCGCGACCCAUCCAGCACAAGAUAGAGAUAGAGCCUGGUAGUAGAACUCCUAAGGGUGCAGUCUACAGGAUGUCCCCUAGAGAGUUAGAAGAGUUUCGCAAACAGUUGGACGACCUCCUUGAGAAGGGUUGGAUCAGGCCCAGUUCGUCUCCUUUUGGAGCACCAGUUUUGUUUGUCCCAAAGAGGGAAGGAGAACUUCGUAUGUCUAUAGACUAUAGAGGGUUGAAUGCGAUCACAGUGAAGAAUGUUGAGCCGCUGCCCAUAAUAGAUGAUCUUCUAGAUCGGGUGCAGGGUUGUAAAUAUUUCUCUAAGAUAGACUUAAAGUCCGGAUACCAUCAGAUAGAGGUUCAUCCUGAUGAUCAGUACAAGACUGCGUUCCGGACUAGAUACGGGCACUAUGAGUUCAUAGUGAUGCCCUUUGGACUAACCAACGCGCCAGCUACCUUCCAACGUUGUAUAAAUGACCUGUUCAGACCGUGGUUAGAUAAGUUCGUAGUAGUUUAUCUAGAUGACAUCUUAGUUUUUAGCAAGACCCUCCGGGAGCAUCAGGGCCAUCUGAGGCAGGUCUUGGGGAAGCUUAGAGAGGCUAACUUCAAGAUCAACGCGAAGAAGUGCGAGUGGGCCAAGACACAAGUCCUGUACUUGGGCCACGUAUUAGACGGAUGGCAUCAAGCCAGAGAACAGCAAGAUAGCGGCGAUUAGAGAUUGGCCGUCGCCCCGCACAUUGA